AUGAUGAAGAGGAGGAGUGUACCUCACGGCAACGCAUUCUUGUAUUUCAUACAACUUUUUUCGUUGAUCCCUUCCAUUGCAAGCUACGAUUCUACAUUGUCACAAGCUAGAGUACUACUACCUAUGAGGAUCACAGAGAAAGAGACCAUAGUGUCCCCUGGAGAUGUAUUCGAGCUUGGUUUCUUCAAACCUGCAAAGAGAUUUCAAGAAAGAGAUCGUUGGUAUCUCGGAAUAUGGUAUAAGAGAUUCGAGAGGACAGUCGUCGUAUGGGUUGCCAACAGAGACAAUCCUCUCUCCAGUUCCAUCGGAACCCUCAAAGUCGCGAAUAGUACGAUUGUCCUCGUCGAUCAAUCAGGCGAGGUUGCGUGGACGACGAAUCUGACAAAUAAUCUGACCGAAGACCAACCCUUGUAUGCAGAGCUUCUCAACAAUGGUAACUUCGUGCUGAGAUACUCCUCAAACAGUUAUCCAUAUCCGUGGCAGAGCUUUGAUUUCCCGACGGAUACUCUACUCCCUGGAAUGAAGUUAGGUUGGGACCGCAGAACGAACAUCACCAGAACACUACGGUCCUGGAAGAGCGCAGAUGAUCCUUCAAAUGGAGACUUUAUCUAUAAGAUUGAAAUUCGAAAGCUUCCAGAGAGUUUCAUAUUCAAAAAAAAUUCGCCAGUCUACCGAAGUGGCCCGUGGAAUAAAGUCAGUCUGAGUGGGUCAUCGACAGCUACCCAAGUAUCGCCUUAUGCUACAAUCAAUCUUACAGAGACUAGCGAAGAGGUUACAUAUUCGUUCGACAUCAUUAAUAAUAGCUUCUACUCUGUACUGAGAAUGAGCCACGUCGGAUCCUUGCGACGUUGGGUGUGGACGCCAACAGCGCAAAAAUGGACGGUGCAAUGGGAGGCACCAGAAGACCAAUGUGAUAGCUACAGUAAAUGUGGGCCUAACAGUUAUUGUGACAUCACCACAAUGUCGAAAUGUAACUGUAUCCAAGGGUUUCGGCCUAGAGACCAAGAGGCAUGGGAGUUUAAAGAUGUGACAGGUGGGUGCGUGAGGAUGUCAAACCUGAGCUGCGUUGAAGAUAGUACUUUUCUCCCGCUUAGAAAAAUGAAGUUGCCAGAUACUAAGACCACUGUUGUGGACACUAUAAUUGGGAUAGAAGAAUGUAGGGAGAGGUGUCUUACGACUUGUAAUUGCACGGCGUUUGCUAAUACCGACAUGCGCAAUGGUGGGUGGGGUUGCGUGACUUGGACAGGUGACUUGGUUGAUCUUCGGAGUUACAGCCGGGAGGGUCAAGAUUUGUAUGUCAAGCUAGCAGCUGUUGCUGAUCUCGGGGAAAAGAGAAAAGCGAAUAAGAAAACGAUCAUUGGAUUAACGGUAGGAGGAUGUUUGUUACUUGUUUUAAGUUUCAUUUUUUUUUUUUUUUUUCAAUCUAUUUAUCUCUCUCUAACUAUCUUUGAUAUAACAAUUAAUGAUGCCUUGAUAAUGGUUUUGUCAGAACUGAAACAAGUGUCACAAGAGACAAACCAAGAUCUGAUUAUCAACACAGCCGAGGAUUGGGGAUCCAAACUCAUGGAUUUUGACGUUAUUGCCGCGGCAACCAACAACUUUUCGGAUGAUAACAAGCUUGGAAAAGGUGGUUUCGGUAUCGUUUACAAGGGACAUUUAAGCCAGGGGCAAGAGAUCGCGGUGAAACGAUUGACCAAAAUGACACCAAAAGGAGUAGAGAGCUUCAACACUGAGAUGAAGCUGAUAGCAAUGCUACAACACACAAACCUCAUAAGACUUGUGGGGUUUUGCUCUAACAAAGACGAGAAAAUCGUAGUAUAUGAGUAUCUUCAAAACUCAAGCCUCGACACGUAUCUCUUCGAUACAACCCGAGGCUCCGUUCUGAAUUGGGAACAGAGAUUCGACAUCACCGUUGGUAUUGUCCGAGGGCUUGUUUAUCUCCACCAAGAUUCUCGGUUUAGGAUCAUUCACUUAGAUCUAAAACCGGGAAAUAUAUUGCUGGACAAAGACAUGACUCCAAAGAUCUCGGACUUCGGAACGGCAAGGAUGCUUGGAGGAGGAGAUGAGACUGAAGCUCAUGUGACGAGUUUGAGUGGAACAUACGGUUACGUUGCCCCAGAAUUCAGAAACUACGGGACAAUAUCAGUGAAAUCGGAUGUUUUCAGCUUCGGGGUCAUGCUUCUUGAGAUGAUCAGUGGCAAGAAGAAUCUCGAUUUCUUUAAUCUGAACGACGGAAACACUCUUCUCAACCACAUAUGGUAUCACUGGAACGAAGGGAACGGGCUAGAGAUCGUUGAUCCGACAAUCAAAGACUCAUCAUCGUCGUCCGUAUUUCGAUCACAACAAGUUUUGCGAUGCAUCCAGGUCGGCUUGCUUUGUGUUCAAUACCUACCAGAGGACAGGCCAACGAUGUCUACGGUGGGUCUGAUGCUCGCAAGGGAAACAGAGGCAAUACCUCAGCCUAAAUCACCGGUGGAGAUUGGGUCUUCGUCCAGAGGAGGACUACAAGAGAGCAUAUCCGGAACAGUUCCUGAAACGACCAUGACCAUUGAGGGUCGCUAAAUGGUAAAAGAUGUAUGAAAUCCACUUAUAUUAAAUUAGUUUCUGCUUUGUUCG
Camelina sativa (false flax) is the source of this 2616-nucleotide messenger RNA. The record is from RefSeq and is a predicted model, not a curated record. NCBI's taxonomy places the organism in Eukaryota, Viridiplantae, Streptophyta, Magnoliopsida, Brassicales, Brassicaceae.